Molecule: messenger RNA, 933 nt
Organism: Baudoinia panamericana UAMH 10762
Lineage: Eukaryota; Fungi; Ascomycota; Dothideomycetes; Mycosphaerellales; Teratosphaeriaceae
Exons: 1
Coding region: 236-775 (179 amino acids)
Source: RefSeq, a predicted model, not a curated record
GGCCAAUCAAGGAGCUACAGCCAAAUUAAGCUGCAGCAACUCGAAGUCGGUGAGCUUCAAAGGCGCCUCACAUCAGACGGCGCUGCGACUACUGUAUUUCGCAGAUCGGUGAGUGAAGUAUAGUAUGUAGGAUGCAAGGAAGCGCUAGACCUCAAAUUAAAGGCCUUCACUUUCUCUCACCCUCCUCGCACAUUCCUUCCCAACUGCACAAUCCUGCGAGCCUCGUUCUCCCACAAUGAUCGCAGACUACUGUGCUCUUACAAGCCCUUUCGACUUGUUCACUGACCUCGACGAAAAGCUUGCCGCGCUUAACCGCGAGCUGUGCUUCGUCGCGAAGACAAUUGCUAGGCUUCAGCAUCGCCAUGAUGCUUCCCUCAUCUUCUCCAGCAGCAGCAAGCGCAGCUCAACUCAGCUUCAACCCAAAGCAGCAACCACGUCGACACCAACCCUGCAACGCAGGCAUACGGUGGACUCGAGCAUAAUGUUCCGGCGUUUACUCACACCUAGAAAGGGCAAUUCCGACGAUAUUGAAAGCCAUCCCACUUCGCCCAGCAAUACCGAGCAUCCUGCAUGUUUGACAUCCGGACCCAAGGCUCUGCGACCUUUACGAGACAACCAGACAGAUAUAGAGACCGCCAUACCGGACAGCCCUCCACCUGAAAAUAAAGGACUUGCGCGAGUCCGACCGCUGUCAGAAAGUCAAGGCUUACCAAUGGCGAGACCACCGCUAUCUCAGAGACUUCUAUCAUUACCAGAGUACGUACGAUAUAACUGACCUUAGGUCGGCUCCAGUCACUGAUGCCUCGGUAGCGGAAGUAUAUUGGAUACUGUAACACUCACUAUCGACGAGCGUUCUGCGGCAAUCUUCGAAAUUCCACGCAAGUUCGUUUCAGACCUCGCGGCCCACAAUGAACCGCAAACGACCAUCAUAAA